Molecule: messenger RNA, 7596 nt
Organism: Scylla paramamosain (green mud crab)
Lineage: Eukaryota; Metazoa; Arthropoda; Malacostraca; Decapoda; Portunidae
Product: 43 kDa receptor-associated protein of the synapse homolog
Exons: 11
Coding region: 1367-3295 (642 amino acids)
Biological process (GO): synaptic transmission, cholinergic; positive regulation of neuromuscular synaptic transmission
Cellular component (GO): neuromuscular junction; plasma membrane
Molecular function (GO): protein-membrane adaptor activity; acetylcholine receptor binding
Source: RefSeq, a predicted model, not a curated record
UACUACUACUACUACUACUACUACUACUACUACUACCACCACUACCACCAAUACUGCUGCUAUAAUUAUAUCUACUUACACAGCUACUAUUACUAUCACUCCCAUACCACCUUAAGCAGCACCACACUUUACCUAACGAGCAGCGAGUUACACCACCAUCACCACCACCGUCAGCCGGGGUCACGCCAGCCAUCACGCGAGGUCAGAGGUCACAGUGCAAAGGUCUCGGAUAGGUCACGGGCCGCGACCUCCACCACCACCAUCACCAUCAUCACCACCACUGCCACCACGUCCGGCCCACGGACCACACCCUCUCACGUGGCGGGGAUGCGGCAGGGUGGGCAGGGGCGAGGCACGUCUGGGAUAAACAACGACGACAAGAAGAGGCGGCACGGGAGGGCGAGACAGGCCGGGUGGGGAGUCGAGAUGCAGCCCAGCACGACCCACUCCCAGUCCCAGUUCAGCUCAGUUGGUUCUGGCAAGUGGGAGGGGUAGGACGUGCCGCUCCGCCACCCUUAUCCACCUGUGUGUUCGUGCCCUCGUAUCUCACCGCCCUGAACAACAUCCAGCCCGAGGCCUCUCCCGCAGUUACUCUCACGCCCCAGGACACCGAGGAUGCGGGAGAAAUAAUCGGGGAAGCCUCCACUUACGUGUGAGAAAUAGGAAAAAAAAACUCUUGUAUAUUUUUUCCCCUAUGGUGAAUAUGAACAGCUGGGUGAGGUGUGGUGUGGAGGAGGUGGUGGCGGAGAGUGGAGGGAUGCUGUGAGGUUCCGGGGCGGCCACAGUAGGCACAGCUUCUACAGGCACAGCACACACACCCCCAGGAGGGCACCGAGACAGCGUGUGUGUGUCUGUGUGUGUGUAUGACAGUGCCUGCCUCAGACAACGGUUGUGUUCAAUACUUUGACACAAGCUAAGGGCGUGAGGAGGCAUGCGCUGACGGCCGACAUGACCUGCUGACGUCGAAGAGAUAAAGAGAGUGAGCGACAGUGACCUAGGAAUGACCCGGGGGAAGUAACCUGCCCGCGGCCACUACAGGAGAGGGAGGACCCCAGCCAUCCUGCCAUGUCAUCCCUCCCCCUCCGUAGUUGUCACACCACCGACAACCCACAAUGCGGCACUUCUGAGGGAUUGACGAAGGCGCCGCCCGUCAGGAUGCUGGGUGCAGGUCCCCCAAGGGCGCGCCGGAGCCUCCUGCAGCGCUCAGACACGGCGCCGGAGGAAUGGGAGCUGGAGAGGAGACUAGAGGCGGAGUGGAGGAGGAGGACACUUGCCCGAGCAGCCUCCGUGGACCGCCCUGCCUCCCGCCGCCCCGCCUCGCACCUCCUACACCCUCCCCGCCGCCUUCCCCGGUAUCUCGGCCGUUAUGGGGGCAAGCGACUUUUUGCCUUCAAGAUCUACCAUCAGCAUCCCUGCCUCGUGUUCAGCCUCGUGUCCGCCCACUGUUCCCGCGACGCCCACUCGUUCACCCCGCCCACCCCUCCGCCCAACCAUGGGAGCCCCAAUGGCACCCCCGCCACCCCCACCCGUCUCAACACACACCAACGACCACCCUCACAUGGGCAGUAUGAGCGGGUUGGGCGGGAGCAUGGUGGGCGGGCUGGGCGGGCUGGGCGGGGGUGGGUUCCAGUGUGAGUGUCUAGAGGACCGCCCCAUGAGCAGGUGGGAGCCGGGCGUGUUCGACAUGUGGUGUAGCUCCUGUACCAAGAAGCGCCGGGAGUCCUCCAUGUGGAGUUCCCUCGACCUCAGCUUGCCGCCGCACCAGCUCUCUUCCAGCGCCCUCCUCCCCGAUACCCCGGAUACUGAGGGCAUAGGAGGGCUGGGAGGCCUGGGUGGACUCGACGCCAGUGGGGAUCUUGUGAGGACCCGACAGCCGCCCCCUCCUUCCUUCUGGGACUGUCUCGUCUCCUGCCACGACCGUCUUGGGCAGCGCCUGGCACGGAAAAGGGUGGAGCAAGGGGUGCGCCUGUACAACCAGCAGAAGCACAUGGCAGCCGUGAAGAAGUGGAAGCAGGCGUUGCGACGCAUCAACAAAGACAAUGAUCGCUUCAUUACCCUUGGUUACCUGAGCCAGGCACACCUUGACUGGGGCCGCUAUAGGGAAAUGUUGGACUUCGGGUUCCAGCAGCUGGAUAUUGCCAACGAGAUGGACUCACCCAUGCUGAGGGCCGAGGCGUACCUUACCAUCGCGCGGGCCAACGAGCGACUGGGUAACCUGGAGAAAGCUGUGUCCUACUGCCGCCACUCACUUUACAACCAGUGUGACCAGUCCCGCACCACUGGCUACGUGCAACUCACCCUCGGCAACACCUACGUCACCUACUCCAGCUUCAGCAAGGCCAUCGAGCACUACGAGCUGGCCCUCAAGGUGUCCAGGAGCAUCCACGACACCGCACUCGAACUGCAGGUGUACUGCGGCCUCGGCCAUACCUUCUGUCUCCUUCAAGACUACGAAAAGUCGCUCUCGUUCAGCGCCAAAGCUUUCGAGCUUUCUAAAACCUUCCACAUCCUUGACCUCAACUCUAAGUACCAGAGGCUGUCGUUAGUGACGCUGGCCACUCCGCUCAGGAAGCUGGGCCGCCUGCCAGAGGCGCGGGACUGCUGCCAGGACGCACUCAAGCUGGCCCUGACAGCUGGGGACCGGCCCACCCACGCCCGCUGCCUGGCCAUCCUCGCAGACAUCCACCGCCAGUGUCUGGACGUGCAACGGGCCUACAAGCGUUAUGAGGCAAGCAUGCAGAUGAUGGUACACAUGGAGGACCGCUAUGGCCAGCUCAUUGCCAUCAAUGGCAUGGCCAAGACACUGGGUCUGAUGCGGCGCCAGUCUAAAAUCUGUGACUGCCGGCCGCUGGAGAUCAACAAUAAAGUGAUUGAUCUUGCCUCCUCCCUGGGCUGCAAGCUCAUCAUGCGGUCAGCCCACCUUCGCCUGGCAGAGCUGUAUCGCAUCCUCAAUGAUGAGCAAAAUGAUGGCCUGCAGGAACGCCUGGCAGCAUGCCUGGCUGAGGAAAUGGAGCUGAUAUGUGGGGUGUGCCAGGAAAGAUAUGGAGACCAGGGUGGCAACUCUCUUGAGGCUCUGCCCUGCUCCCACAUCUUCCACUCCAAGUGUGUGAGGGACCUCAUGGCAUCAAGUGACCGCAAGAAGAAAAAACGCAUCUGCCCAGACUGCCGCAAAUCGCUCAACUCCCGCCUCAUGCUUAUUUGCUAUGACGAAUUAAAGUCAGCUUGCAAUGAUGGCCGUGUGCCCUCCUUCCCCCGCUAUCACCCCUCUCCCUGCUCAGAUGACCAGCCCCUCUGAUACUCAACCAUCCAAUCCCCAUCAUCACUAAAGGAAGAUCUCUGCUUCUGGCUAUUCUGCUGCACAUAAUCCUGGCAAGAGUGGAGGCUGGGUGGCUGUGGCUGGGACUGUGGCCUCAGUGUACUGGCAGGGGCAGCCAAAUAUGUCCUAGGAAGGUUCAGAGAUCAAGUCUACAAGAUUCCUGAAACUUUCCUCUGACAAUCAACACAGAAUAGAAACACUGUGUGAGGAAGCUUGGAGUAAUAAUGUUGCCUGCCAACACUUCUGCCACCACUUAGGUUGUGUCACUGACUCAAGACAGCAUGAAAGAAAAAUGCAUCUCAGUCUUGUCUCUGGUUAUUGUGCUCAUGUUGAACUGCAUCUCACUUAAGAGAGAGACUGAUGGGAGGUUCACCUCAUCAUCUCUUAACUGCCAGACAUCAUAGCUUAGAGCAGUCUUUUGGGAGCCAGACUGAAUAAACUCUUAUACAGUGUUGACAUUCUUGUUGCAUAUUAUUAAGGAGAUUUAGAUGUGUAUAAAUAAACUCAUAACUUUCUCCUUAUUGAGUGGAAAAACUGUGGUAUAUUUUCACACUGACUAACCUGGAAAAAACUCACAGCUUCAUGCAAAUACAAGGUGAUGCAAACUGACAGUGCUACCCCAUGAUCUGAAUUGUUACUGUUACAUAAUUUUUUCCUACUGUGGGUACUGUCAAGUGGCAAUAUAUAUUUGGUAAGAGCCUUGACAAUCACUAAAUGGAGUAGUUUUACCAAGAUACAAGUAUGAGAACGUGUUGCUCUAAUGGAGACUGUUCUUGCCCUGUUCUGUUUGGGGUAAAGGCCACAACAAAACAUGGAAAAAUACUGAUCUUCCAAUUGGCCAAAAUGGAAUCCAAGUGUCAAGUGAUGCAUGUCUGAGUCUGUAUUUCUCACUUACAGGACUUACCAAGACUCUGAGAUGGAAUUUUAGGAAACCAACUUUAAAUAUUAUGGGAAACAUGUUAAUUACUUCCUAUAGUCUCUCUUAUUUUGGGAUAAUCUGAUUAAAUAUGAAUUAUGGUGAGGAAUCAAAUCCUGUAUAUAUUUUUUCUCAGUAGAAGGUAGCUUCUUUGUGGUGAGGGAGAUGAUAAGGGUUGUGCAUGGAAGGUGAGCCCCUAAGAGAGAGAGAGAGAGAGAGAGAGAGAGAGAGAGAGAGAGAGAGAGAGAGAGAGAGAGAGAGAGUCUUUUCUUAACUCCAUGUUUACCUUUUUCUGCGUGUCAAUCAUGGCUGUUAUGCCUUUUUGGAGUUAGUUAUCUCAAAUGACAUCUUGUUACUGCUGCUACUGUUAAAAAAAAUAUGGUCUAUGUCAGUCUGUGUGUAUGAAGUAUUAUAUGCAAGGGAAGGAGGGACUGUUCCUGCAGUGACUCUGCUGUUAUGGGUAUCUUAUUUUCCAGCAGUAAUGAUAGGGUUGUUUGUUCCUAUGAAAUUAUUGUAUUUAUCUAAUUUGUAAGCUAUACAGGCAAAUCCAGGUCAGAUCCAUUAUAUAUGAUAAUCUGCUUUAGUCAAAGAAAAUAUGCAUAAUGGAGUAGGUAAUUAUGUAAUAUGUAAGCUGAAGUAUAAUGUAUUUGUGUUAUACGUGCUUUACAAGGGCAGUUGUUGUGGACAGGCAGAUGUUGAGACAAAUCAAGUGCAGAAAAAGCAUUAAGGCAAGGCAUAAUUUCCCACUAUAGACACACUGUAUGAUGAAUGUUGGAAGAGCAUAUCUAUUCUUGUAUUUUCUUAUCGGCAGCGUGUUGAAUGCCUACCGUGUAAUUACUUUACAGAGAGACUAUGUACUUCCAUGGCACAGCUUAACUUGCUUAAACACCAAAAAAAAAAAAAAAAAAAUGUACCUUCUAUUUGAACACUUCCUGUGCUGAUGGUACCAACUCAACACUUGGCUUGACAGGACAGCAAUUCCCUGCAAGCAGACUUGGUGGCAUUGCAAGCAAGCUAUGCACUUCCUGAUGUGUGCUAUCAACUCUCAUAACACCCAUGUGACUGAAGACCAUACUAGAAUGUGUAUCAAAAUAUGCAAAUGGAAGAGUACAUGUGUUGUAAAUGUACUUGAUCAGAUGGAAAAGACAGAAGGCCUCAGCAAGGUAUGACCAAGACAGGUGCACCAAUUAUGUGUAAUGUGUAUGAGACAACCUGCAAGAAAGCUCCUUUGGCAUGACUUGGUGCACAGCAUACUUCAGUGCACUCUCUAUGCAAACAACCUUGAGUAACCUGGUGCUUAUCCUCUCCUUGUCUGCUCUGUGCCAUGACAUAUACAGCAACACUCACAACCGCACAACACAAGCAGUGAGAGGUGUAGCAUCUGUAUAUUAGGACAUAAUGUAAUAUCCUUAAGAACUGUAUGAGUGAUUCCUGAGAGAAACUUUCCCUGAAUUUAUCUAGGGGUAGUAGUCCCCAUGCAGGAGUUGGGGGGGGCAGGAGUGUGUUGGGCAGCCCCUGGCAGGGUGUAUGGUGCUGCAGGGGCUACCCUGUGAUGCGUGAGGGACAGGCCACAUGGGUCCUACUUUGUAUCGAAUCCAAAGUGCCAACAAACUCAAAAUUCCUGUAAAGGAUGUUGUGGCAGCUACUAUAAUAUUUAAGACAUGCCAGAAACGUGAAAGAAGCAUAUUUUUUCUAAGCUGUGUUGUGUAACACUGGAGAGCACUAGUGUGUGCAUGCUUGGUCUGAGCUUGACUCCUGAUAAGUGGGUGAGCCCUCAAGAUUAGAGGUAAUAAGAUAAAGUAAUAUUUUAACAAGUUUUAUAUAUAUGGUAUACAUAUAAAUGGUUGCUAUGAAGCCUUGGUAAUCAUUCCAAUGUGCUCAAGAUGCUGUGUUCAGCACUUUUGUAACAGUAGCUGAAGAACUUUGAAAUACCUCAUGGUAUGUAUAUCCCCCUCUCUAAUACUGAUUUGUGAUCAUAAUAUAUCAAAAAUACUUUAUAUGCACUAUCUACGUAUCAGCAAUACUACUGAACUGAGAUUAUUGAUAGAGGUUAUCCACUAUCUUUUGGUCUCUACUAUUAAUAUUCAUUUUACUUAAUAUUAGCUCAAGUUAAGUAGAUUACAAUCACGCUUUGUUACUCCUUCGCUUCAGCUGUGCUCGGUAUACUCUCCUGCUGACUGCUGAUCUGCUGAUUUCUAGAUUACUUGUAGGGCCUUCAGUCACAUAUGAUUUCUCAAGGUGUGCGAGUUAACUGUGUCACGAGCAAAUGAUCCAUUUCCAUGGUUUCACUGUAUGACUGUAACCUUUAUAAUAUAUGUAUGUUUUCCACUGGCCUCCUCUGCCACUCCUUGUACACUGAUGGUGGGUGUGAGGGAGGCUGAGCCCAGAGGUGAUGUGAGGGGAUGUGGGGCAUGGUGGAGCAGGAUGUGCAUGACUCUCUGGAUGCAAGGGAACCAUUCUUGUCCUGUGGCUGAAAUGAUGCUUCAGCCAAAUGUGACAUCCACUUCAGCCAAAAUGUUGAAUAAUUCCAAAUGCAAUGUUAUUUGGAAAUGGAAAGUGAAAAAUUUGGCUUGCUCAAAUAUCACAAACACUACAGCUUCACCUAUUGGUAUAAAUAAUUUAAUAUUUCACAGUUAAAAUAUUAAAUAAGGCAAUGUUAUAACUGUCAACAUUUUUCAAUUAAAUAAAAAGUGAUGUUAAAUUUUUCAAGUUCAUGUAUUCUUCAGUCUUCACAUCUUUACUGAAAUCUGGCAAACAACUAGUGAAUCUGUAAAUUAUUUGUCCUUCCCCACUCCCUCCUGGGUCACCCCAAGCUGUGCAGAGAGACAAUCAAACACAGGUGUGUGGUGGAGCUUAGGAGAGAGAGAGAGAGAGAGAGAGAGAGAGAGAGAGAGAGAGAGAGAGAGAGAGAGAGAGAGAGAGAGAGAGAGAGAGAGAGAGAGAGAGAGAGAGAGAGAGAGAGAGAGAUGGGGAGGGGAGGUACAAAGCCUUCCUCUCUUGGCAAGUAAUAUCAAGUGUCAUGCUCUGCUAGUGUCAUAAGGGUAUGUCUGUGGGUGCUGGUAGGCCAAGCUAAGUGCACCUUCCUUUGGCAGCUUUAUGCAGUCUUGCAGAUUUGUCAGGAUUAGGUCUUCGGCUCUGCCAGCUUAUCCUACAUACUAAGAUUCAUCUUGAAAAAAGAAAAGGAAAAAAAAGAAAGAAAAGAAAAAAAAAAGAAAAAAAGCUUUCUAGUUUUUUUCAGGAGUAUCCCUGAAUGUUAUGUGCACAUUUAAUAAUCUGUAAAGGUUAAUCUUGUAUUCUCCAGCCUUCAUAUGUUCUAGAGUGUAGCUUUAUAAAUAAUUAAACAUUUUAUUUGCUUUUGCAUUGC